Messenger RNA from Paecilomyces variotii, 2317 nucleotides. RefSeq lists its product as hypothetical. The transcript has 4 exons. Gene Ontology annotation, biological process: positive regulation of transcription by RNA polymerase II; meiotic cell cycle. The coding region runs from base 154 to 2205 and encodes 683 amino acids. Gene Ontology annotation, molecular function: DNA-binding transcription factor activity; DNA binding. NCBI's taxonomy places the organism in Eukaryota, Fungi, Ascomycota, Eurotiomycetes, Eurotiales, Thermoascaceae. The record is from RefSeq and is a predicted model, not a curated record. Gene Ontology annotation, cellular component: nuclear chromosome.
CUCCCGGCCACUUCCAGUUCCCGGUUCUAGAGCCUGUGCUGGAGAAUACUUUCCAGAUUGCUACUCACCGACUACGUGUGGGUCGUGGGUGUGGUGAAGCUCUAAAAAUUGCUACAACUUCUACCUGCUCCUACUCUUGAGCAACCUUUUCCAAUGAAUCACACCCUCCUACAAAAUUCCUUUCGCCUUGAUCCGCCUCCAGACAACGAUUUUAUCGCUUCUCAGCGUGUUUUCUCAGGUCCAGCAACAUAUCCGACCGAGGAAGAAGAGCAGCAUCGGAGGGUCGGCUCUCUCAGCCACUCAUUAGCGCAACCAGUGUCACUACCUGUAAGCAACGGCUUUAAGUACAGUACGCAACAUACUACUGUGCAGGACGUGCCUUUUCCAACAUCGCCUGGGCUCCUAGGAAGCCCUCUCGAUUCAUGUAAUAGUGGCUCGUCCUCGACCAGCCCCAUCUCAGCCUCCUCCCUCGCGUUUGCUUCUCUCAGCAACGUGUUCUCGCACAAUGUGACUUCCACAGAGAGCUUUCCUCCAGUGCCAGCUUCGGCCUACUCGCACUCGACAGGAUUUUCGUGGAAUGAAAGAACGCCAGAUUUCAGGCAUCGUGUACCUGCACUACACCCACCUGCUGGCAUGUCUACAUCUUUAGAGUCACAGGCCGCGGCAGCCCCUGUGAAUCCGACCCUGAUCGGAAGAGGAGAGGCUGGUUUUCCGGCAUACACGGUGGGGAGGGGUUCUUUUGCGUCGCCUCAUUCGAGCUUCAACGACAUGUCUCGAUACCCGCAUUACACGACGACACCGCGGGCUCUGGAUAACUCAAUCGACCGUGCAGCGAAUACAAUUUAUAGUCAGUCGGGAAAUUCCUUGCUGGAACGUUCGCAACGCUCUGCUCAUGCGGUAACAGAUGCACCUCCGUUUCACUCCACAAAUGUCAUUCAUUCAAUCGUGACUCCCAGUCAUUCGAUCAAACCAGAAAUCCAAGCGAGAAUCCACAAGGGGUUCUUUCAAGUCGAUCAGAAAUGGACUUGCUAUCGCCGAAAUUACUUCUCAUUGUCUUGCUCCUUUUCUCUCCCCGGAUGGGCACCGAAUACGCCGCUAUAUAUACAGUUGCCUAAUCACACAACUGAGCCCAUUCAUUCCUUCUCCAUGUCAAUCUCAGCGAUUGUGAAUGCUCAGGAUGGCGAAGUCAGGGAGCUCGUGCAGCAUACGCCUAAGCGUGAUAAACAGUCGGAGACAAGACCGGGCAAAGUCACAUUACAGCCGCAACCCGUUCCGUCUCUCCUCGGCCACGGUUCGGCCACUGGCCUUUGUCUCGGGACUUCUUCACGUUCAGUCAACAUGUCCAUGGAUUUCGGGUCUCCAUACGCGACCGUGGGACAGUCUUCUCAACCGCCCACCCAGCACACUUUCGAGCGUAUCCAGUUUCAGAGGGCCACCGCAAACAACGGCAAGCGGCGAGCGCAGCAACAGUAUUACAAUCUGGUGGUGGAGCUUUAUGCAGAAGUACCUAGUCCGUUAGGCAGUACUGCUGACACGCAGUGGGUGAAGAUCGCCAGGAGAAUCUCUGAGCCGAUGGUAGUACGUGGGCGUUCCCCUGGGCACUACAAGGAUGGCAGGCGUGAUAGUUCCACAAGCAUGGGCCCUGAUGGCAGGACUGGCGGCUCGGAAGAUGGCAAGGGGGGCGCUGUACUGCCAUCUGGUAUAGGGCAUGGAGCACGUUCGAAUCUGCCUUUGAUGUCGUACGACCAUUCCCGGCGCGGUGGCUCCCACUACGGAAGGAGUGACUACCGUCAGAUGGCGCCCAUUGAUCAUCCAUCCUUGAACGACAGCCCACUGAUUUCUUCAUCGUCCUCUUCGGCAGUUGAAUUUCCCUUCUUGAAUGACCCCAUGGAACCCAUGGAGGGUGUGCCAAGCGGCUCAUAUCCGGAGCAAGCCUUCUCGUCAUCAUCCGAAGAUCGCAGGUCGGAGUGUCAGUUUGCCUUUGCUGGCCCAAGCGCGAUGUUCAAUUAUGACGCUUUAUCUCACAAUCGUGACCAUACUGAGGCAAGUUUUCGGGAUUCGUUCGACAGCGUCGCUGCUGCUUUGCAAGACGAUCGUGUAGAUCCACGACGCUUGAAGCGCUCUCAUCGAGACAUCCAUACGAUAUUCGAUGGCCCUUACAAUCGACUUGAUGCUAGAGCGAGCUCCCGGCGGUUAUGCGCUUGAACGACUACUUUAUUUGACCACGUUACUUACAGGCUCGGCGAAUAAUUCUUUUUUUUUUUUGUUUCUGUUCCAUAUCUGAUGAAUUCCAAUUUUCAGUUCUCCCCUGAUUCAC